Molecule: messenger RNA, 639 nt
Organism: Perkinsus marinus ATCC 50983
Lineage: Eukaryota; Perkinsozoa; Perkinsida; Perkinsidae
Exons: 8
Coding region: 1-639 (212 amino acids)
Biological process (GO): mRNA processing
Source: RefSeq, a predicted model, not a curated record
AUGGCAGAGGAGAAGAUGUUGGCCGUUGGUGAUGGACCACUACAUCUGUCGGAGCAUCUCUACCAGUCUAUCCCUAACUAUCAGCUGAUCGAUGCGCUGCCUUUUAUUGAUCCAUUUGGGCAGGAGGACUUUGCAAGGGUGGAGGAGAUGAUUCAGAAAGAGAUUGCCACUUUCCAGCCGGCACGUAACCGUCCGAACAUGACCGUUUCGACUCAACAUGUGAGCAUAGUUGACACGGCAGAGAACAAUGAGUAUUUGGAUGUCGCGACGAAGUACUCCGUGCCUCAGUGGAUUCAUGGAAAGCUACAGGUGUCGGCGUUUGAGCAAUCGCUAGUUAAGAAGAGGAAAGCUCUGGCGAAGGAAGUGGAGGAUAUUCAGAAACGACGCAAACUUGACCAGAUGAGCCACGGCAAUGUCUUACGCUCGUUGCAUAGGGAGGAGGUGGAGUUUGAGACGAACAACUUCGAAACGGAGUGUGCUACGAUGGCGAUGGAAGCGGACCUUAGGAGGCUGCGACAAGUCAUUGAUAGUGAUCCGCAGAGGAAGGCUGAGGUGCCGGUGAACCUGGUGGAAGCUCUGAGUGAGGUACUAGAUGGUGCUAAGCCGACUGCUCAAGAGAACGCCUCCUCUACUGUUUGA